This is a messenger RNA of Hibiscus syriacus, 748 nucleotides long. RefSeq names its product DEAD-box ATP-dependent RNA helicase 28-like. The transcript has 4 exons. Bases 431 to 658 code for a protein of 75 amino acids. The record is from RefSeq and is a predicted model, not a curated record. Gene Ontology annotation, molecular function: RNA helicase activity. Lineage: Eukaryota; Viridiplantae; Streptophyta; Magnoliopsida; Malvales; Malvaceae.
UUUUAAUUAAUAAAUGAUUCCUAAAUUUAGGGGACUUAUGGAUAAUUAUCCCACGAAUUGGUGACUGAAACAUAAAACACGCUAAAGGUCCAGGGAUGUUCUUGUGAUUUUCUCCAAAAUAACAAAAUAAAAUAUAUUCCUCCCUUAAUUUUUAAUCUGCCCGAUACUCAACCCUGACAUUCCAUCUCCCUCUUCUCUUCACUCGCUGCGACAUACCCUCCACCAACGAACCGAAGCCCUCGACUCUAGGCCACUGGAUAUGGGUGGCCAUUUCUAUUCCGACCGACUAACUCAUAAGAUGUAAGGAACGCAAAGAAAACAAAUCUUAAUCAUCAACAAGACCCACUAUAAUUCCUCUCCUCGACCGAGAACCAAGCGAUGGAAUGACCACCAUACGCGGUAGCCCUCCGACCCCAAAUCAAUACCCACUAUGGUUCCCUCUCUCCGACGACCUCAUUACCUCGACGAACACCACAACAAGCUCAAUCUCUCAUGUCCUUUGAUUCGAGCUUGUGAAACAUUGGGUUACACCAAGCCUACCCCUAUUCAGGCUGCAUGUAUACCAUUAGCCUUGACUGGAAGCGAUAUAUGUGGGAGUGCAGUUACUGGUUCUGGGAAGGGUUCACAGGAUGAUAGAGAAACAUGCUCAGUAUACUGAUAUUCAAUGUUGUCUGAUUGUUGGUGGGCUUUCAUUAAAGGUUUGACCUAUUGAUUUACUUACUUAGGGGCUGUUUGUUUACUUCAGAAU